Piliocolobus tephrosceles (Ugandan red Colobus) is the source of this 1891-nucleotide messenger RNA. RefSeq names its product zinc finger protein 570 (gene ZNF570). Gene Ontology annotation, molecular function: RNA polymerase II cis-regulatory region sequence-specific DNA binding; DNA-binding transcription factor activity, RNA polymerase II-specific. Gene Ontology annotation, biological process: regulation of transcription by RNA polymerase II. The record is from RefSeq and is a predicted model, not a curated record. Lineage: Eukaryota; Metazoa; Chordata; Mammalia; Primates; Cercopithecidae. The coding region runs from base 174 to 1784 and encodes 536 amino acids. Gene Ontology annotation, cellular component: PcG protein complex; transcription regulator complex; chromatin. The transcript has 5 exons.
CGCUUCUUUCCGGGCCCGUAGUGGCUGGGUUCCAUCCCACUCAAGGUAGGGGUGUGAUCUGAGCGCAGAUUCCCCGAGCCUUUGGGGCGUGAACGGGAUCUUCCCCCAGCUCUGUUCUGCAGUCAUCUGAGGCCACUGCCAUUUUCCAAGAGAAGAGCAAGGAGGGAGAAAGAAUGGCUGUUGGGCUUCUUAAAGCCAUGUAUCAGGAGUUGGUGACCUUCAGAGAUGUGGCUGUAGACUUCUCCCAAGAAGAAUGGGAUUGUCUGGAUUCUUCUCAAAGACACCUGUAUAGUAAUGUGAUGCUGGAGAACUACAGGAUCUUAGUAUCACUGGGACUUUGCUUUUCCAAACCAAGUGUGAUAUUAUUGUUGGAACAAGGAAAAGCACCCUGGAUGGUGAAGAGAGAGCUGACAAAAGGCUUGUGCUCAGGCUGGGAGCCUAUAUGUGAGACUGAAGAAUUAACCCCAAAGCAGGACUUUUAUGAAGAACAUCAAUCCCAGAAGAUAAUAGAAACACUUACAAGCUAUAACCUUGAAUACUCCAGUUUGAGAGAAGAGUGGAAAUGUGAGGGCUAUUUUGAAAGGCAACCAGGGAAUCAGAAGGCGUGUUUCAAGGAAGAGAUAAUCACUCAUGAAGAACCCCUUGUUGAUGAAAGAGAACAAGAAUAUAAAUCUUGGGGAAGUUUUCAUCAGAACCCACUGCUUUGUACACAAAAGACAAUCCCCAAAGAGGAGAAAGUACAUAAACAUAACACACAAAAGAGAAGCUUUAAAAAAAAUUUAAUGGGUAUUAAGCCCAAGAGUGUCUGUGCAGAGAAGAAACUUUUGAAAUGUAAUGACUGUGAAAAAGUCUUCAGCCAGAGUUCAUCCCUUACUCUUCAUCAAAGAAUUCAUACUGGAGAGAAACCCUAUAAAUGUGUAGAGUGUGGAAAAGCCUUCAGCCAGAGAUCAAAUCUUGUUCAACAUCAGAGGAUUCACACCGGAGAAAAACCCUAUGAAUGUAAGGAAUGUAGGAAAGCCUUCAGUCAGAAUGCACAUCUAGUUCAACAUCUGCGAGUUCAUACUGGAGAAAAACCUUAUGAAUGUAAGGUAUGUCGAAAGGCCUUCAGUCAGUUUGCCUACCUUGCUCAACACCAGAGAGUUCAUACAGGAGAGAAACCCUAUGAAUGUAUCGAAUGUGGGAAAGCUUUUAGCAACAGAUCAUCCAUUGCUCAACACCAGAGAGUUCAUACAGGAGAGAAACCCUAUGAAUGUAACGUCUGUGGGAAAGCGUUUAGCCUUCGUGCAUACCUUACUGUACAUCAGAGAAUACAUACUGGAGAGAGACCCUAUGAAUGUAAGGAAUGUGGAAAGGCCUUCAGCCAGAAUUCACACCUUGCUCAACAUCAGAGAAUUCAUACUGGAGAAAAGCCUUAUAAGUGUCAGGAAUGUAGGAAAGCAUUCAGCCAGAUUGCCUACCUUGCUCAGCAUCAAAGAGUUCACACUGGAGAGAAACCCUAUGAAUGUAUCGAAUGUGGGAAGGCUUUUAGCAAUGACUCGUCCCUUACUCAACAUCAGCGAGUUCAUACUGGAGAGAAACCUUACGAAUGUACUGUUUGUGGAAAGGCUUUUAGUUACUGUGGAUCCCUUGCCCAACAUCAGAGAAUUCAUACUGGAGAGAGACCCUAUGAAUGUAAGGAAUGCAAAAAAACCUUCAGGCAGCAUGCACACCUUGCUCAUCACCAGAGAAUUCACAUUGGGGAAUCACUGUCACCACCCAACCCAGUCAAUCACCAAGUCCUAUAGAUCCUGAAUCCUAAAUGUUUCUAGAAUUUGUACUCUUUUUUAUCUUUAAUGUUGUCACCUUGGUCCGAUUCAUCUCACUCUGAUUACUAAUAUAGCUUUCAAACAGG